Molecule: messenger RNA, 4971 nt
Organism: Nerophis ophidion (straightnose pipefish)
Lineage: Eukaryota; Metazoa; Chordata; Actinopteri; Syngnathiformes; Syngnathidae
Gene: pard6b
Product: par-6 partitioning defective 6 homolog beta (C. elegans)
Exons: 3
Coding region: 3495-4607 (370 amino acids)
Biological process (GO): establishment or maintenance of cell polarity; regulation of cellular localization; centrosome cycle
Cellular component (GO): cell cortex; nucleus; apical plasma membrane
Molecular function (GO): protein kinase C binding
Source: RefSeq, a predicted model, not a curated record
GUAACAGUAAUUGCACCAAUUAACGUCUCAACUGCCCAAAAUGCUGUGGCUGUAACGUCCGGCGAUUUUAGCCACAUGAGGGCAGCAGGUGCUUUUGAAAUGCCAAAACCGACACUUUACUGUGCAAGUUAUCCAUCCAUCCAUUUCCCACCGCUUAUUCCCUUUUGGGGUCGCGUGUGUUUUACUAUUUAUAAUCAACUCAUCAGCACCGUUAAUGCUGACCCAGCACGUUAGUCGUGUUGUACAAUAUACUCCAUAAUGGAGUAUAUUGUAUUAUUCCCCACUUUCUGGUUUACCCCCAAGCAAGAUGAACAAUAAGUAGUUAUAUUUAAUGAGUUUUUACAUUCAAGAAACCAUUAAAAGAUAUCGUCCUCGUUGUGCUUUAGCUAAACAGACUCUCUGCCGUAAUUAGAGCAUGUAGAAUACUGAUGUAAUAUUUGUAUGGCAGCUUAUGUUUCUUCUUCUUGCAGUUACUUCACCAUCCUUACCUGUCCCUGACCAGGAAGACAAAAUGGAGGGGAAGUAGUGUUGCAAUGCUGGGGGAGCCUGCAGUUUUUGUGCAGAGGGAAGGGGGGGGGGCUGAUGGAGAAGAGGAUGCUGAUGAUAAAGGAGAAGAGGAGGCAGAUGGACUGAGGCGGAGGAGGCUGAUGAAGGAGUGAGGAGAAGAGGAGGCAGAUAAAGUGAGGAGAAGUGGAGGCUGAUGAUGGAGUGGGGAGCAGAUGAAGGAGUGAGGCUGUGAUGAAGUUAAGGAUAAAAAAAGGGAGGAGUAGCUGUGGGAGAUGAUGGGAGUGAGGAAGAGGAGGCUGAUGAUGGAGUGAGAAGAAGAGGUGGAGUGGGGAGCAGAUGGAGUGAGGCUGUGAAAAGGAGGUUAAAGAUGAUGGGAGGGAGCAGGCAAUAGAUGGAGUGAGGAGGAGGCUGAUGAUAGAGUGAGGAGGAGGCUGAUGAUAGAGUGAGUAGGUGUAGGAUGAAGGGGUGAGGAGGAGAUGAAGGAGGGAGGCUGUGAUGAGGAGGUUAAAGAGGGUGGAGGCAAUAGAUGGGAGUGAGGAAGAGGAGGCUGAUGAUGGAGUGAGAAGAAGAGGUGGAGUGGGGAGCAGAUGGAGUGAGGCUGUGAAAAGGAGGUUAAAGAUGAUGGGAGGGAGGAGGCAAUAGAUGGAGUGAGGAGGAGGCUGAUGAUAGAGUGAGUAGGUGGAGGAUGAAGGGGUGAGGAGGAGAUGAAGGAGGGAGGCUGUGAUGAGGAGGUUAAAGAGGGUGGAGGCAAUAGAUGGGAGUGAGGAAGAGGAGGCUGAUGAUGGAGAAGAGGAGGUGGAGGAUGAAGGGGUGAGGAGGAGAUGGAGUGAGGCUGUGAUAAAGAGGUUAGAGAUGAAAGGGAGGCGUAGAUGUGGGAGAUGAUGGGAGGGAGGAGGCCACAGAUGAAAGAGGGAGGAGGCAAUAGAUGAAGGAGUGAGGAGAAGAGGAUGAUUGCGUGAGGGAAAAAGGAGGGGGCUGAUGAUAGAGUGAGGAGGUGGAGGAUGAAGGGGUGAGGAGGAGAUGGAGUGAGGCUGUGAUAAAGAGGUUAAAGAUGAAAGGGAGGCCUAGAUGUGGGAGAUGAUGGGAGGGAGGAGGCCACAGAGGAAGGAGAGGGGAGGCAAUAGAUGGAGUGAGGAGAAGAGGAUGAUUGCGUGAGGAAAAGAGGAGGAGGCUGAUGAUAGAGUGAGGAGGUGGAGUGAGGCUGCGAUAAGGAGGUUAAAGAUGAAAGAGGGAGGAGUAGAUGUGGGGGAUAACGGCGUGAGGAGGUUAUAGAUGAGGGGGCUGAUGAUGGAGUGAGGAGAAGAGGAAGUGAAGGAUGAAGGGGGUGAGGAGCAGAUGAAGGAGUGAGGCUGUGAUAAGGAGGGAGGAGGCAGAUAAUGAAUGAGUGAUAAUGAAGAGGAGGAUAACCAAGUAAGAAUGAGGUGAGGUAAAUGAUGAAGGAACGAGGAUGAGUUGAGAAAGUUGAUAUCAAAGAUUGAGGAUGAGAUGAGGCUGAUGAAGGAAUGAAGAGCAGGUGAGGAAGCUGAAGGAGUAAGGCUGUGAUGAGGUUAAAGAUGAAAGAGGGAGGAGUAGAUGUGAGAGAUAAUGGCGUGAGGAGAAAAGGAAGUGGAGGAUGAAGGGUUGAGGAGGAGAUGGAGUGGGGAGCAGAUGAAAGAGUGAGGCUGUGAUAAGGAGGUUGAAGGUGAAAGAGGGAGGAGUAGAUUUGGGAGUGUGGAGGCUGAUAAUGAAUGAGUGAUGAUGAAGAAGAUGAUAACCAAGUGAGGAUGAAGCUGAAGAUGAAAGAGUGAAGAGGAGAUGAGGAAGAUAAAGGAGUGAGGAUGAGAUGAUGAAGCUAAUGAUCACCAAGUGAGGAUGAGAUGAUGAAGCUAAUGAUCAACAAGUGAGGAUGAGAUGAUGAAGCUAAUGAUCAACAAGUGAGGAUGAGGGGAGGAAAUUGAUGAAAGAUUGAGAAUGAGAUGAGGCUGAUGAUAAAGGAAUGAGGAUAAGAUGAUGAGGCUGAUGAUGGAGUGUGGAGCCUGAUGUAUGAGUGAGGAGGAUAUGUGUAGGCUGAUGAUGAAUGAGAUUAGGAAGCUGAUGAUGGUGUGAUGAGGUUGAUAAUGAAUGAGUGAGGUGAGGAAAAUGAUAAACGGAUGAGGAUGAGAUGAGCAAAUUCUGAUGGUGAAAGGGUGAGGAGGCUGAUGAUAGAGGGAUGAGGUGAAAAGGUAAGGAGGAUGAUGAUGAAGGGAUGAGAUGAAAAGAUGAGGAGGCUGGUAAUGAGGGGAUGAGAUGAACAGGUGAGGAGGCUGAUAAUGAAGGAAUGAGAUGAAAAGAUGAGGCCAAUGAUGAAGGGAUGAGAUGAAAAGGUGAAGAGGCUGAUGAUAGGAUGAGGUGACCAGGUGAGGAGGCUGAUGAUGAAGGGAUGAGAUGAAGAGGUGAAUAUAUGAGGAGGCUAGUGAGGAAAGAAUAAGAUGAAAAAGUGAGGAGGCUGAUUAUUAAGGGAUGAGGUGAAUAUAUGAGGAGGCUAAUGAGGAAGGAAUAAGAUGAAAAGGUGAGGAGGAUGAAGGGAUGAGGUGAGCAAGUGAGGAGACUGAUGAUGAAAAGAUGAGUAAAUAGAUGAAGAAGGGAUGAUGAAGAAGGGAUGAGGUGAAUAUAUGAGGAAGCUAGUGAUGAAGGAAUGAGAUGAAAAAGUGAGGAGGCUGAUGAUGAAGGGAUGAGGUGAACCUGUGAGGAGGCCGAAGAUGAAGGGAUGAGGUGAACAGAAGAGGAGGCUGAUGAUGAAAGGAUCAGGUGGGGCAGUUGACAAAGGAGUGAGAAUGAGAUGAGAGGAUGAUGAAAGGGAUGAGCACCUGCAUGACGGUCACAUGACUGGUUGUGUCUUCUGUGGUGAAGGCUGAUGAGAGGGUGAAGACAGCUGAGGAGGAGAUGCACGGAGGCCUCGUCGGCCAAGAAACACACCUCAGCUACUGCUAGCGCCCCCUGCUGUGUGAGUGAAUAGUGGUGACAUAAAUAUGUUCGGGGCGGAGUUUCGUCGCUUCUCUCUGGACCGCUCCAAGCCGGGCCGCUUUGAUGAGUUCUACGGCCUGCUGCAGCAUGUGCACCGCAUUCCCAACGUGGACCUGCUGGUGGGCUACGCCGACGUGCACGGCGACCUGCUGCCCAUCAACAAUGACGACAACUACCACAAGGCCAUCUCCACCGCCAGCCCGCUCCUCAGACUCUUCCUCCAGAGGAAAGAGGAAGCAGAUUUCUUCGGGAGCGACUCGCUGACCAGGAAGAAAAACACGGGGCUUUCGGCGGUUCUCCUCCGGCCCGACGCCAACAGGAAGAAGCCGCCGGUGAUCAUCAGCCUGCCGAAGGACUUCCGGCCCGUGUCCUCCAUCAUCGACGUGGACAUCCUGCCCGAGACGCACCGGCGGGUGCGGCUGUACAAGCACGGGCAGGAGAAGCCUCUGGGUUUCUACAUCCGCGACGGCUCCAGUGUGCGGGUCACGCCGCAGGGCUUGGAGAAGGUCCCCGGCAUUUUCAUCUCCAGGAUGGUUCCCGGCGGCCUGGCGGAGAGCACGGGGCUGCUGGCCGUCAACGACGAGGUCCUGGAGGUGAACGGCAUCGAGGUGGCCGGGAAGUCUCUGGACCAAGUGACGGACAUGAUGAUCGCCAACAGCCACAACCUCAUCAUCACCGUCAAGCCCGCCAACCAGCGGAACAACAUCGUCCGGGGGAGCGGAGGCGGCGGCGGCGGGGCGUCCGGUAGCUCAGGACGCUCCUCAGACAGCGGCGCCAGCUACUACGGCUACUCCUCAUCCGCCGGCCUCGCCGCCGCCUCCUUGGCGCCCUCGCACAUUAUCCAGAACUUCCCCGUCGGCGAGAUGGACAGCGACGAGGACGACGAGGACCUGGUGAUCGAGGCGGAGUCCGACUUCGGCAUUCCGCCGCCUCCCCGCUACGAGCCGCACCUCAACCUGCGAGCGGCCGCCUCGCCGCCCCCGCUUUCAGUCAACGGCGGCGUGACCAGCAGCGCCAGCAGCGGCUCGCUGAGCAGGGCCAAGUCCUCCACGCCGUCGCCCGACAGAGCCGUGAGUAGGCGGAGUCUUGAGGAGGACGGCACCGUCAUAACACUGUAGAUCCGCACGCGACAAUGUAAAUAUUUCUAAGUCCUAACAUUUACACCUGAAACACCUCCAUGUGUGUGUUUGGACGCCACGCCGGCGCCACAAAUACUGCGGGCACAAUGCACACACACACACACACAUUUCUGCAUUUACCUUAGCUUCCUCCAGGUGGCAGAGGUGAGCGCCUUGAUGAAGUCCAACACACAAAACGACUUUUUAGCACGACAAUCGUCCACAAGACGUUGAGCAAGCACUACAACCUGCAAUAAUAACAAUAUCAUUAUAAUAGUUAUGUUUUUUUUUGUGUGUUUCAAGAGCAAACUUCUGGGCCUCUCAGAUACUUAAAAAAAACAAAAAAACAAUAUAUGUAUAUAUA